Messenger RNA from Branchiostoma floridae (Florida lancelet), 939 nucleotides. Its product is annotated as oocyte zinc finger protein XlCOF19-like. The record is from RefSeq and is a predicted model, not a curated record. The coding region runs from base 1 to 939 and encodes 312 amino acids. Gene Ontology annotation, molecular function: DNA-binding transcription factor activity; RNA polymerase II cis-regulatory region sequence-specific DNA binding. Gene Ontology annotation, biological process: regulation of transcription by RNA polymerase II. The transcript has 2 exons. NCBI's taxonomy places the organism in Eukaryota, Metazoa, Chordata, Leptocardii, Amphioxiformes, Branchiostomatidae.
AUGCGCCUCUCCACCAAGAUUGCUGUGUACAAAGCUGUGGUGCUGAGUGCACUGUUCUACUGCUGUGAGACUUGGACAACUUACCGCUGGCUUGUGCCCGUACAAGCUGAAGAUGGAGAGCAGCAGCCUGUUCCAGCCGUCAACUCAAGUACCAAAGAUGGUCAGGACACUACCCCAGAGUCAUCUUCCUCAUCAUCUCAGUCCUCUACUGUCGAGCAAGAAGGAGCUGACGUUACCACGCAAAAACAGUUACUAUGCAACCUCUGCAGCACUGGAAAGAACUAUGCAACUUUCAGUUCCCUGGCAGAGCACAAGCGAAGAAUCCACGGUUUAGGGAAGGCUCCAGCUUUCCAUUGCACCAUCUGUGACAAGAACUUUGUGUAUGGCAGAGACUUUCAUGACCAUCUGGCCAGUCACAACAAGGAGAAGAAGCAUGUGUGCACUGUCUGUGGCAACAGGUACGCAAGAAGGUCCAGUCUCCUACAGCACAGGAGACUGCAUGACCCAGAUGGACACAAAUGCCACACAUGUGAGAACUUCUUCCCAACAGGCGCCAGACUGAAAGAACACCAGGUUGUCCACACUGGAGAAACUCAGCAUGUGUGUGAUGUAUGCCAGAAGAAGUUUAAGUAUAAAAGGGGCUUGAUCACUCACAUGAGACACUUGCAUCCACAAGGGGAUGAAACACCAGCAAAGUGCACAGUUUGUUCGAAAGAGUUUAAGUGUGAACAGUACCUGAAGAGACACAUGUUGGCACAUUCCGAAGUAAGGCCGUUCUUGUGCGACACCUGUGGGAAGGCAUUCAAGUCUAAAGAUGUCUUAAAGAAACAUACUAAGACCCAUACCCAACCCCAACCGGCAAAGUAUGUGUGUGAGAAAUGUGGCCAUAGGUUUGAUCAGGAGGAUGAGCUAAAAGCUCAUACACCUAUCCACACUUAG